GACGAAUGGCUGAACGACGCCGCGGAGGACGACAACAUCUCUGCCUGGUCUCCAAUCCGCAGAACUACACGGACGGCCAGCUUUUUGAGGAUGUCCAGAGAUUGAAGCCUCUGCGAUUGCCCAUCUUCCACGGCAUGCGAGUGGUGUUCACUCGCAAUGUCCGGAAGGAUAUCGACUAUGUCAAUGGCAUGGAGGGCUCCGUGCUUUCCUUCGACGCCUGCUCCCAGGCCGUUGAGGUCCUCACUGAGACGAAAUUCCGGGUGAACCUGCGGCCGCGGUCGGACAUGGACCUUGGAGGGUUCACCUGCUACCCUCUGAAAGGCGGCUACUCGGACACUGUCAUCAAGCUUCAGGGAGCGGAGCUCCAGCAAGUCAUGGACUUGUGA
Symbiodinium pilosum is the source of this 386-nucleotide messenger RNA. The record is from the annotation of a GenBank genome assembly. NCBI's taxonomy places the organism in Eukaryota, Dinophyceae, Suessiales, Symbiodiniaceae.